Exophiala xenobiotica is the source of this 7752-nucleotide messenger RNA. RefSeq lists its product as uncharacterized. Gene Ontology annotation, biological process: fatty acid elongation, monounsaturated fatty acid; very long-chain fatty acid biosynthetic process; fatty acid elongation, polyunsaturated fatty acid. Gene Ontology annotation, cellular component: endoplasmic reticulum membrane. The record is from RefSeq and is a predicted model, not a curated record. Lineage: Eukaryota; Fungi; Ascomycota; Eurotiomycetes; Chaetothyriales; Herpotrichiellaceae. The coding region runs from base 6465 to 7526 and encodes 353 amino acids. Gene Ontology annotation, molecular function: fatty acid elongase activity. The transcript is spliced from 3 exons.
GACUCGUUCGCGACGACGUCUGUGGUAUGCUACAAGCUAGUGGCCAACGAAAGACACGCUGCUUUAGACAAUCACCAUGAAGGCGAUCAAGAACAUCGGGGUUGAAUUCCACGUGGAUGCGGCCAGUCCGAAUCUGAGAAGUUUGACAUUCACAUUUCGCCGUACAUGAACCAUAGAACGUCGACAUGAGAGCUGUACGCGGGAUACACGUUGUCCCAUUCACGCAAUUCACGCAACCUGUUCCGCUCUGUCUGCCCCCAGGCCCAUGUCACAUUCAUCGCUCAACUUGAGGUCAUGUUGUUUCUGGCAGUAUCCAAAUGCCGGCGACGCGAGAUGAAGGCGGACCUGAACCCCAGAACCACUUCGAUUCUCAAUGGUAUGGUGCAUCUUGAUCGGUCCCGGGCCUUCCAUGUUUUCAAUUUUGUCGAAGAUCUGGAGCAUCCUCGCAAUGACAUACAUGGCUUCCGUCCGUGCGAAUUGUUCUGCAACAUGUCAGUGAUGACGAUCCGGCGCAUCCGGCGGGUGAACUUACGCCCCAGGCAUUGACGCGUACCUCCGCCAAAUGGUAUGAAAUCCCACCCAAACUUGCGACCUUGCCAUCUUUCAGGCUUGAAUUCCUCGACGUCCGGACCCCAGAUGUCCUCACGGUGUUGCAUCGAGUAAGUCGGAAUGAGAACUUGAGUGCCCUUCGGCACGAAUACAGGGCUCUGUCCAUCGAAGCCACCACCACGAGGCAAUGUUGUGUCACGCACAGCGGCCCGCUCGUUCAUGGGCACAAUGCCCACAAAGCGGAUCGUCUCAUUGAGAACAUAUUGCAAGUAAUGGCAAGCUCGAAAGUCGGUGUCUGUAAUCUCCGACGUCGGGCUAUCCGUGAAGUUGUCCAAGAUUUCUCUUCGCAGUCUCGCGAAUACUUCUGGAUACCGGGCAAGGAAAUAGAAGGACCAGCCGAGCAGAGAUGCAGUUGUGUCUCUGGAAGCAUGCAACACGUUCAGGAGUUCGCAGCGCAGCUCCACCGGAUCAGUGCAUUCUUUCGCCAGCUCGUCAAGGAGAACGAAUCUGGGUUUCCCGCUGGGAGUUUCGACAACUUUCUCGUCAUCCAAGCAGGAAUCCAGCUUCUGCUUCACAAAGUAGUCAAUGACAGUCUGGACGGCUUUGCAGUGCUCCGGGAAAGACUUGUCUCGGACCAACCAUCCGUACUUGGCCAUUGCUCCUCGUCGGUCGAUGAUACGUUUGGCUUCAUCAAGGUGAUGGCCAAAGCUGGCCAAAUCAGGCGCACCAAAGUCCCAUCUCAAAGGAUUCUUUGCAGGAUUCUGCACAUGAACUGACUGACCCACAAGGAAUUCAGUGGCCGUGUCCAGGGUGAAAUUGAAGAACAUGGGCGACAGAUCGACCUUGCAGGUCCAGCUGUCCUCCGACAUGGGGAUUUUGGCCAACAAAUCUUCAAGAUGUCUCUGGAAGAGAUCCACAUCUGCGACGUUAUCUCUGGCGAACUGCGGCCUGAUCAUGCUGCGAGAGUGCUUCCAUUUCUCCUGUCGAUUGGUCAUCACGCCUGAACCGAGCAGUGACUUGAAGCACUUCUCACGGUGUAGGCCAAUGUCGAAGUCUUGAGACUGAACUGCGAACAUGGCCUUGACAUUCUCAGGAUCCCUGGUGAUGAUCAAGUCAUAGUCAAAAAUGGAGGCUUUGAUAGUAUGGACAUUCUUGCCAAUCGAGUUCAGGGUUUCAUGCAUCCAGACUGGUCCCCGUUCCUCACGAGUGGCUCGGAGGCUCUCCUUCAACGUUCUAAUGCCUAAGAAUCCCUUCCGGGGUGCAAGUGGAGGUACCCGACAUCCAAGUGUUGCUGCCUGGCGGGCAUGGUGUCUUCGCAAGCGAAAGACCGACACAACCUUGUAGCAAAUCAAGGCUAUAAGGAUAAGGUACCCUGCUGUAAACAACAUCUCGCUUCGAGAACAAGUCUUGUGAAGGUCAGGCGAACGAAUUUUGACCAGUUUCUGAACACUUCAACUGAAUAGAGGACUUUGAUCUUUCUUACGAACUAUAUCUUCAGCUUCAAAAGAGGCUACGGCUUUUGCUCAACCCAACCAAGCAGCUCUUCAAAGAAUAACAGCCACACUCGGUGUUGUCUCAGUGCACCGUUCCUCUCAGCUGGCUUGGCGUGCCCUCCAUCAUCAAGCCUGCAGCAGAAAGUCCGAGAUGCUGUCACUGGCAAGCGAUGAUCUCCCACCGACGGAUCGUCCUCACGUAAUGGAAUGAGGAGCAGACCUGGAGAGCGCAAAGAUCUACAUGUCAUUGUUGAUUGCCCGGUGCGUGAGACAACAUUAAUCGACCUGAGCGAAAAAUGACAAGUCCGCGCGAACCACAUGCUUAGGAGGUUCUGGUCAGCGCGCUACAGCAGAAGUUUCUCGAUGCAGGCGGCAGAAAGUCCUCGAUCACUGCCUUAUCCGGUAAGCCAGGACGUGGCGGUUCCCAGUGCGACAGUGCCGAUGACAUGGACUGCAGCAAGACCACUAAGAGAGUUAUGGAGCUGCCACCUUUUUUGGAGCCUUCCAACCCGCCUCGAUGUGUGGACCAUAAGCUGAAACAGGUAUCGGGGUUCUCAGCCUCACGAAACGGCUAUAGCAGGACUGGGCGCCAACAAACAUUUCCAAUGCACGUCCGGAGUACAGGGGUCUGAUGCGCUGCACAACAGGGCAUUUCCAGGUAGACCAAACCGUUGUUGGGAUGCACAGAUUCAGGCAUUCUUACAUGAUUUUCAUCGAGAAUGGUUGGCCGACAAGCCUGCGUGCCGUGUCGUGGCGCGCUGAUCUGCAGGAACGUAUUGCCGAAGUCCGUGGCUCUCACGACCCUGUUAACUGACUUCUUUUAUGCGGACUCGUCCAAUGAAGCAUGUUCACGUACAACAAGUGGAGAGUGGUAUCAGUGAUUUUAUCUGGUUUGAAAUGACGGUAUCAUUGACCGGGAAGCCACCAACACUUCGCUCGCCAAAUGAUGGACCCGCACUGGAAAGCUUGUCUUCAGGAGCUGGCUGAAAGCCUUGCACACCCUUGUCCAAUGUCCAAUGUCCAUUGUACGAGUUCCAUUUCCGCACCAAUGUGAUCUACACACAACCUGCAGCCGUAUGCAAGCCACUCCAGCGAAGUUCCCACUUCGGCAGCUAUCUACUCAACAAAAAACUGUAUCGGGAGAUGCCAACUCAAUGCGGUAUUUGGUUUUGAGGUCCACAUGUCAAGAAACCUUCGGUCGGGUACACGCCAGAGUGGAAUUGCAUAUGCGGCUUUGAACUUUGAACGAACAGGUAGUGCCCCGAUACACUGGCACUGGGACUACCGCGUCUCUGCUUCUCACUUGUUCAUUUGUCAACAACUCCGAAGCUCUGCAUCGUGAGAUCAUAGCAUUAUUACUACCAAACCCGAACUUCUGGCCUAACUAGACGGAACCCGCUGAACCCGUUGUUUCCAAUCCAGCAUUCUGAUCGGUCGUCCUCCUUGCUCACUCAAUCAGUCCUACGCCUGUUGCUUGAGUGGAGAGACUUUCAAGCUGACGCCAUCUCGGGGUCUCAAGACCAAUCGCCACAUUUUCAGCUCCUCUGGGUCUUGCACCGAGAGAUCUGGUUCAAAAGUGAACUUGCUGAGCAAAGAGCACAAGAUGGUCUUCAUCUCAACCUCGGCAAAUUUGCGGCCAACGCAGCCUCUCGGACCUGUAGCAAUACGAUCAGCGUCAUUCAUCUCAACAACUCCACACUUUCACUGACCUUGCAAGAACGUCAUAAAGGCGUUUGUCGUGUACGUGUCUGGAAGAUUGCGCCAUCGAGAGGGGUCAAACUUGUUCGCUGUCUCCCCCCAGUACAUGGGCAAACGAUUGAUAGUAUUGGCCAUCAGAUAGACAGUGGUUCCUGCUGGGAUGAAGUACCCUGCCAAUAUGUCAUCUGCGAUGGUUUUGCGCACCGUCAUUGGAAUUGAAGGAAUAUAGCGCAGGGACUCCUUGCAGACGUCUUCGAGGUACGGCAACAAGUCGACGUCGGCCGUUUCAAUGUUCUCUUCCACUUCCCGGGCCUCGGGAUCGAACAGGAAAGGCAUGCGGGAUCGGAUCUCCUCGCGCAGUUUGCUUUGAAUGUCGGGAUGUUUCGCAAGCAUGAGAAGUGUCCAUGCCACGGAAGUUGCGGUUGUGUCGUGUCUGUAAAACGAUCAGCCACUGCUCCUGGAGGAGACACGCAUAGCACUUGCCCUGCUCCAAGGAAAGUCAUGACUUGAUUGCGCAUUUCUUCCAGCGACAGGGUGUCCUCUUUGCUGGCAACCAUAUUGUCCUUGACGAUGAGUCCGAUGAUGUCCUUGUGACGAGCCUUUUCCUGGAUUUCCGGGUUCUUUUGCUUCUCUUGGAUGAUCUGCUGAGCACGGCUGAGGAUUAUAUUGCGAGCAAUCAAGAUGUCCCGAUUGGCGCGAGCCGGCAGGAGACGAAUGAGCGGCGUGAAAGCUGCGAGACCGUUGAUGAUUCGAGCUUGCAGGUCGAAAUCGAAACAGCGUCGGUAAGCAUCCCGCAAGGGCGUCCCAGGAUCAUCAAGGGAGUCAAUGUCGGUUCCCAGGCCGGCUUUCCCAAUGAUAUCCAACUGCCCAAGUUGUCAGAGAUCAGCCCAUUACAAUGUACCGAAAAGCAAACAGGGCUCAUGCCUAAGCGGGGCAACGUCUGGGCGUAGAAAACCUACGGUUGUUCUGUUCAGCCAUUCCAAUACCUCGAAACACUUGCUGUCGACCUUUUCCGUCUUCAUUUCGGUUUCCCAGAGCUUUGCCAUGUGCAAUGACUUCGCCCAGAAAACCGGCAUCAGUGAUCUGAUGGAGGUGAUCGAGAAAGCUGGCGUAAGUGCUUUCCGCUGCACAACAUGUGUCUGUCCUUCGGCAAGCAAGACGCCUGCUUGGGCUUCAGCAAAGGAAGCCGUCUUAAGUGGACACUUACCUUCGCCGAGAAUGGGCAUCAUCCACAACCUUGCGCGUUCAGGUUUUGGGUAGUUGUAUGGAUUUCUGACGGUCAUCUGCUUGAUAGCAUCGUCCUCUGCCACCGAAAGGCGUUCGCUGCCGAAAGGAAAGAAAUACCGCACAAUGGGUCCAUACUGUUCGUGCCAGUCACGGGCUGCAACACCGCACUCGGUAGUAAUGAUGGUGAAAAAUUGACCCCAGAGUGGAAAUCCAGGGACGGUAGGGAUAUGUCUCAACGGGGAGAUGUAGAAGGGGUAAAUCCAGCUGUAGUAGAGCGUGUACAAAACGGUCGCCGCAGGGACAAGUACGGCAAGUGCACUUGCGCUGCUGAAGGACUCGGAGUACUUUCCGAUCAACAGGGCUGCAGCAGUGACAGCUGCAACAAAAGGGAAGAAGGGAAUCUGGAUAGUCAUCUUGGAAAAUGCGUGCGGUAAGUGACAAGAGUAUUCAAGGUGAGUGUAUAAAGAGCCAGAAGCCGAAGUCUCUGUGGGAGGGAAUCUGACGCUUUUGACGGGAGAAAAGUGCACCGAGACAGGAGUGUAUUUUCGCGGUGAUGAGUCGAUUGAACAAGCUGAGUAUUGGCAGGGCUUGGACUCGACGGACUUGACGAGCAGCGUCCUGGUUCUGCUCAACAGCAUACUGACCUUGGAUACGGCCAAUGAGGAUGAGACGCAUGUGCUCUGCAGAUCUUUACUGACUCCAGGUCACGCUGAGACUAGCUGGGACAAAUGUCUCUGGCACCCAUCAGGACUAUGGUAUGUCAAACUUGAUGGCAUCAAUAGUAAGUUACUGACAUGCCCGGCUAUUCCGCCGCUGAUCAGGAACAAUGUCCGCUGUUAUGACGAAACAGGCCUCGAUGUACGUUCCACUUUCUGUUUCCGAUAUGGGUCCUACAUAGGCCAUAUCGACUGGGAUCCACAUCUGUCUGGUACUAUCACGUCCAUAACACAUUGUCGCUUUGACGACAGGUCAACCAGCUUCAUGCUUCAUGUUGGGACCUCUCGUUAGCUCCUGAGAUGAUCAGCAUCAACAACAUCUCUAUGCAGACAAUGACUUGGGCGAUCUUCAGUCAGCCAUACGGUCCUUGAACACUUUUCCUCAACAGAUCAUUUCCGGAGCUUCGGUAAGCAUGAUGGUCACAGUCCGAUCCCACAUCAGCUUUCUGCUCUGAUCCACCAUCUGAGCACACGGGUUGGUGGUUCGGGUUGGGCGGGCUUUACCAAUAGACACUUUUCUUCGGUGGAGCCAGAGCUGAGUAUCUCGGUGCUGUGAAGUGCUCAUAGCUUGGAGAAUCCGGAGCAGCUGCAUGGGUCUUCUCUGAGCCUCUGACGAUUGUCCGACGAGGUGGGUGAAAGUCUUCAAGAACACGCAUCGUCCCCCGCUGGAAACCACUUCUUCCUUUCCAUCUCUCCCAUGGUCUCUGUCCUUUCUCCUCUUUCCCAGGCAAACCCUUGAUCAAUCAUUGAAGACUUGCUGCCAGAGCCAGGCACUCCCAUCAUGGACUUCGUCAAUUCUACUUACCUCGCUGCUGCGAGCUUCCUUCCAUAUGCCACUUCCUUGCCCACCAAGGGUGAGAUCGCACUCAUUGCUCCAUCAGUCAUCAAGCUCGACCCAUGGACACUGUUUGAGGGUAUGUGGCGCACGGCCAAGGGCUACUCAACCGACGACUUUCGCUUCGUCCAAGGUCUGACCCCCUUGUCGACUUUCAAGGAGACGGCAGCAUUCAUCGCGACCUACUACCUGGUCAUUUUCGGUGGUCGCGAGUUGAUGCGCAAUCGGCCUGCCAUGAAGCUGAACACUCUGUUCAUCAUUCACAAUUUCUACCUCACUGCGAUCUCCGGGGGCUUGCUUCUUCUCUUCGCCCAACAACUCAUUCCAGCUUUGUGGAAGAACGGGCUGUACGACGGUAUCUGCGGAUCUACUGGCUGGUCACAAAAGCUACUUGUGCUCUAUUACCUCAAUUACCUGACCAAGUACCUGGAACUCCUCGACACCGUGUUCUUGGUCUUGAAGAAAAAACCUCUUACAUUCCUUCAUACCUACCACCACGGCGCGACUGCAUUGCUCUGCUACACCCAGCUGGUUGGCCAGACUUCCGUUUCCUGGGUACCCAUCACCCUCAACUUGGCGGUGCAUGUGGUCAUGUAUUGGUACUACUACCAGUCGGCUCGUGGAGUGAAAGUGUGGUGGAAACAAUACAUCACCAUGUUCCAGAUCACUCAGUUUGUCUUGGACCUCGGCUUCAUCUACUUCGCCUGCUACACUUAUUUCGCAGACACUUACGCCCCGUGGCUGCCUCAUCAAGGGAGUUGUGGUGAUCGGCGCCAGGAAGUUGCGGCGGUUACUGGCUGUGCAAUCCUCUCCUCGUAUCUGGUGCUUUUCGUCUUGUUCUAUUUCUCCACAUACAAGAAGCCAUCCACCAAGCGAGCUCUCAAGAAAGCCCAGAAAACGGAAGUACCAAGCAUUGCCGAAACCACUGAGAUGGCUACAGAUGUGUUGAAGUCGGCCACGACCGCCAUUGUGGAGACGGUCAACGAGGACAAAUGUAUCCGCGGCUAAGUAGCCCACGCAUAUGAUGUCAGCAAAUCUGGGAUUUUGGAGGGGGAGAUGAGUAUGCAAGGACUCCUCGAGAAACUGAAUGGUGGAGUGAAUUGAAACAUUUGUUUCGCACACGAUCAGCGGUCGAGGGAAGACAAUUGGCCAAUAAGGCAAGCAACGCCCAUAAUGUGUAGAUAGCGUAUGUAGCUCUUUCACCUCGACUAAAAAUACCAAGGGAUUCUGGCGC